UGCAAAAAAAUUAAACAGACACUGAAAUAAAUACGUUUGUUUGUGUUGCUAACGAACCCUUCUCUACAGCCCACAUUCAAAAUGCUGUAUUUGAUUCUAUUUGUUGGAACUUUCGUCCUGUCCUCGGGGCAAUUCACGACUAGCCCAUCGUUUACAACAUCAACCACAAGUUCCAUAACCUUAACUGCUAACCCGUUGUUGGCACCAUCAACCCCAACACCUACAACCACAACUACUCUCCCUGCGGAUACAACUACUGCCCCUGGGGAUACAACUACUGCCCCUGGGGAUACAACUACUGCCCCUGGGGAUACAACUACUGCCCCUGGGGAUACAACUACUGCCCCUGGGGAUACAACUACUGCCCCUGCGGAUACAACUACUGCCCCUGGGGAUACAACUACUGCCCCUGGGGAUACAACUACUGCCCCUGGGGAUACAACUACUGCCCCUGCGGAUACAACUACUGCCCCUGGGGAUACAACUGCUGUCCCUGGGGAUACAACUACUGCCCCUGCGGAUACAACUACUGCCCCUGCGGAUACAACUACUGUCCCUGGGGAUACAACUACUGCCCCUGCGGAUACAACUGCUGUCCCUGGUGAUACAACUAUUGUCCCUGGGGAUAUAACAACCACAACCACAACACCUACAACCACAACUGUUAUCGCAGAUUUUACACCCACAGCUGGUGUCCCAGAGGAUUCAACAACACCCACAACCGUUCAACCAACAACAAUUCCUACAGCAAACCUGACCACGUUUGCACAUGCAGCGGUGAAUUUAUCCAGCUACGAAAAUCUGGAUAGCGAUACAAUCGUUUCAAACAUUGAGGAGUUCUUGAAGCAAAUAAGCAAUAAUGCCCUUGGACCUCUGAAGUUAACAGUGAAACGUUUCUCAAAAUGUAGCGGCGCCCAGUGUGGAGACCAGCAACCCUCUACUACCACUCAACCCACCACUGGCCCUCAACCCUCCACUGGCCCUCAAUCCUCCACUGGCCCUCAAACCUUCCCUGACACUCAACCCACCACUGGCCCUCAACCCACCACUGGCCCUCAACCCUCCACUGGCCCUCAACCCACCACUGGCCCUCAACCCACCACUGGCCCUCAACCCUCCACUGGCCCUCAACCCUCCACUGGCCCUCAACCCACCACUGGCCCUCAACCCACCACUGGCCCUCAAAUCUUCACUGACACUCAAGCCUCUACUGGCCCUCAACCCACAUUUACAUAGAUACCGUUCUGGUUUCAUAAUCACCACUGAUUCAUCAGACAUCUGUAUAGCCUACUUGUUGAUUUGUUAACUUGUCAAUCAUUUGAAAUGAAGUGGGGUCAUUUGAAAUGGAGUGGGGUAAUUUGAAAUGGAGUGGGGUCAUUUGAAAUGGAGUGGGGUCAUUUGAAAUGGAGUGGGGUCAUUUGAAAUGUAGGUACAUAAAUAUAUGUCAUACAAGUUCAUACUCUAACUUUGAAGGAAUAGCUAUGGUUUUUAAAAGUCAGUGAUAUUGGUAACACUUCCCAUUGAGGUAUCCUUUAAGUGAGUUGUAAAAAGGUAUAUGAAUACUUCAAUAUCAACCGUACUGACUGGGAUUAGGGUAUGUAUUUUACUGUAUGACAGGGACUGGUAGAUAUUGCAAUCAACAAGUUUAAAUCAAUCAUGUGGAAAUAUCUCCAUUGACCCUGAACUUUGAUGUAGUAAUUCAAAGACUUUGUGAAGAUUGAAACCGCUUUUUCUAUAAAGUAUGGCAGACUAUUUAGAAAUAUGUUUGUUUUUUUAGCUAAAUAUUUUGUAGCUUUUUUAUUCUGUUAUUUUCAUUACUUUUUAAGAUGUAUUCUUUGUGUUAUUUUCCUUUGUCAGGUUGGGCCCCUCUCAAUCAAACCUGUUCUCAACCCCAUUGUUAUUUAUUGAAGCUUUAUUUAACUAGGCAAGUCAGUUAAGCACAAAUUCUUAUUUACAAUGACAGCCUACCCCUGCCAAAUCCGGACGACACUGGGCCAAUUGUGCGCAACCCUAUGGGACUCCCAAUCCCAGACGGAUGGGAUACAGGCCUGGAAUCAAAUCAGGGUCUGCAGUGACACCUCUUGCAUUGAGCUGCAGUGCCUUAGACUGCUGCGCCACUCGGGAGCCCAAUUGUGGUAUGUUAGGUUGGGUCCCUCUCAAUCAAACCUGUUUUUCAACCCCAUUGUGGUAUGUUAGGUUGGGUCCCUCUCAAUCAAACCUGUUUCUAGGUUCAGACAAAACAACUUUCUUCUUGUGCUCAUUUGGAAUCAUUGAUUAAAAAUAACAUGCCAAAUCAUCUCUUAUGUUGAUUAUAUUGCUAACUGACUUGAUUUAAAAUUACUUUCAGAUGAUGUGGGCAUGACAUGCUGUGUGGUUGAUUUACUUUUUUUUCUAUGCAUUUGUUAGCAGUGGCUAGUUUAAAGGGGGCCUGAACAUACUGAUUUCACCUCGGUUUUCCUUCUCAUUAAGUCAAAUGCAUUUUCGUUUUGGGGGUGUGAUUUGAUGUGGGUGUGUUAUGUUCACUAUAUAAAAUAUUAUCAAAAAUG
Messenger RNA from Oncorhynchus nerka (sockeye salmon), 2546 nucleotides. RefSeq names its product glycine and tyrosine-rich protein-like. The record is from RefSeq and is a predicted model, not a curated record. Lineage: Eukaryota; Metazoa; Chordata; Actinopteri; Salmoniformes; Salmonidae. The transcript is spliced from 4 exons. Bases 82 to 1236 code for a protein of 384 amino acids.